Molecule: messenger RNA, 1721 nt
Organism: Pipistrellus kuhlii (Kuhl's pipistrelle)
Lineage: Eukaryota; Metazoa; Chordata; Mammalia; Chiroptera; Vespertilionidae
Product: pre-B-cell leukemia transcription factor 2-like
Biological process (GO): neuron development; animal organ morphogenesis; regulation of transcription by RNA polymerase II
Cellular component (GO): nucleus
Molecular function (GO): RNA polymerase II cis-regulatory region sequence-specific DNA binding; DNA-binding transcription factor activity, RNA polymerase II-specific
Source: RefSeq, a predicted model, not a curated record
GGAAGGGCCCAAGAGGCUGAGGAAAGCAACACAUCAGGGACAUUCUGCCGCAGAUAAUGACCAUCAUGGACCAGAGCCUGGACGAAGCCCAGGCCAAGAAACACGCCCUAAACUGCCACCGAAUGCAGCCCGCUCUCUUUAACGUCCUCUGUGAGAUCAAGGAGAAGACCGGCCUCAGCAUCCGAAGCUCCCAAGAGAAGGAGCCGAUGGACCCCCAGCUUAUGUGCUUGGACAGCGUUCUGGCAGAAGGCGUGGCUGAGCCUGAGAAAGGGAGUGGGGGGGGCUUGGUGGCAGCCACUGCAGCUGCAGCAGCUUCCAGGAGCGGUGUGUCCCCUGACUACUCCAUCGAACACUCAGACCAUCACAAACUGGCCCAGAUCCACCAUGUCUCCCACUCGGAGCUGGAGAAGUAUGAGCAGGCAUCUGACGAGUUCACGACCCACGUCAUGAACCUGCUGAGGGAGCAGAGACACACGAGGCCCGUGGCACCCAAGGAGAUGGAGCGGAUGGUGCGCAUCACACACCGUAAGUCCAGCGCCAUCCAGACGUCGCUCAAGCAGAGCACCCGCCAGGCCAUUGUGAUCCCGCGCUCCCGCUUCCUGGAUGCCGGACGGAAACGCCGGAACAUCAGCAAACAGGCCACCGAGGUCCUAAACGAGCAUUUCUGUUCCCACCUGAGUAACCGGUAUCCCCGUGAGGAGGCUAAGGAGGAGCUCCUCGCCGAGAAGUGUGGGAUCACCGUCUCUCAGGUCUCCAGCUGGUUUGGCAACAACAGGAUUCACUGUAAGAAAAAUACCGGAAAGUUUAAAGAGGAAGCAGACAUCUGUGCCAUCAAGACCGCCGUGUCUGUCACCCUGGGCCACAGCCGCACCAGCUCCCCGACACCCCUUCCUCCGCAGGCCUGGGGCCCUUUCAGUCUUUCGGGAUCCGGAGACCUGUUUCUGGGGGUGCUCGGGCUCAACGGAGGUUCCUACCCUGCUUCCCAGGCGGAAUCACUCCGACACUCGAUGGGCCCAGGGAGCUACGGAGAUAACCUCGGGGGCGGCCAGAUGUACAGCCCUCAGGAAAUGAGGGCAAACGGCGGCGGCCGGCAGGAGGCUGUGACCCCGUCCUCAGUGACGUCCCCAACAGAAGGACCAGGGAGCGUUCUGACCAGAGACAGACUUACUGAUCCAAGUGAUCUCACCCCUCAGGGCCACAGGGUGGGGGCUCACGAGGUGGCUCUUGCCAAGAGGACAAAGGCAUCCAGAGGACAAGCCCCAGACACAGGAGAAGCACAGAUGGAGAAGGGCAAAUGGGGUUGCUCUACCCCAGCCGGCUCAGUGGUAGCUACUACAUGGCAAGGAGAAAGGGGUCCCCUAAGGGGAAGGGGGGGUCUGUCUCCCUUUUUUCCCUUCUUUUCAAUCGUUUGCUCUCCCCAUUUCUUACACAGAAACUCACACAGAACCCUAUCUUUCAUAUCCUCUCUCAUAGACACAUUAACAACUAUUCUGUUUCUCUCUCUCUCUCUCUUGUUUCACCCAUUCUCUCUCCCCCACCCCUUAUCUGCUCUGGGAUCUGUGGAGACGCCAGCCUUGCCCUAUCUACCAGAGAUGCCAAAAAUGGGGACACAAUGUCUGGAUAAAUGGCCUGGCCACACCUCUGGGCCUCCCGCCCCUCCCCUCCACGUGGCUUUAUUACCUCAUAUGCAGCUCAUCCUAAACCAAUAGAAUUGCUCGGUG